UUCAGUGAUCGAUAUAUACUAGCAAUGUUCUUUGCCUGCUGCGUUGUAUAUGGGCAUGCUUGUGUGACGUGCCUAGGUGUCGGAGGCUGCGCUGCAAUAAAGAGGCAGUUGGAAUAAGCGUCUCAGCAUAACAAGUACACCACCACAGCGCGCCUCCUGUUCAGCUCAGCCUCGUCACUGAAGUCACACUGGAGGAAAACAGGAGCACGGAGGCACAUGCGACCAUACCAGUGACGCAUCCACACCGAUAAAACAAGGCCGCAUAAGGUUGUGACGCAAGGACAGCUUUUUACAACUUUUUAUUUCAUUGACAGCCUGCUGGAUUUGAUUUAGCAGACAUGGGGAGCAAGACUCUGCCAGCACCAGUUCCUCUCCACCCAUCACUUCAGUUGGCCAACUGUUCCCUCAUCCAGAGUUCAACAGGUCUUCAGCUGCCUGCAGAUCAUUUUCACAGCAUCUACAGCUUUAGCGCCCUGCAUGCCGUCCACCUUCACCAGUGGACCCUGGGGUACCCAGCUUUUGCCCUGCCCCGCUGCACCAUCUCUAAGCUUCCUUCCCAGAUUUCCUGUAUGGCAUCCAUCCCCAUUUUCCCUCACCUUCUGCCACCUAAGCAAGACUCGGCAGGGUUGCUACAGACCUUCAAAAACAAGCCUCGCUUUGACUUUGCCAACCUGGCAGCAGCAGCAACCAAAGAGGAUCAGUUAGAGGUGGAGGACCUGAGCAUGACAGUGAGCGCUAGUGCUUCUGCGGCGCAGGCAUCAUCUCCACACCUGACCGCAGCCAGCCUGGGAUGCAUGCUUGAUGUGACCAAACUUACUUCACCAGAGCGCAAGUCUAGUCGAGGCCGACUGCCUUCAAAGACCAAGAAAGAAUUUGUCUGCAAGUUCUGUGCCCGACAUUUUACCAAAUCCUACAACCUUUUGAUCCACGAGAGGACACACACAGAUGAGAGGCCAUAUACAUGUGAUAUCUGUCACAAGGCCUUCAGGAGACAGGAUCACCUCAGGGACCACAGGUACAUCCAUUCUAAAGAAAAGCCCUUUAAAUGUCAGGAGUGUGGAAAGGGCUUCUGUCAGUCCAGGACUCUGGCCGUCCACAAAACAUUACACAUGCAGAUCAAGGAACUGAAGCCAGCCAAGAUCAAGUGAUUCACUCAACAGGGACCAGGGCACUGAACGAAAACCAAAGAAAACAUGAGUAAAAAACAAACAAACAACCCCCCUGCCCCAAGACUUUAAUCUCAGAACUUAAGAUAAUGUUUAAGAAAGAAACAUUUCACCAACCAUUUCUUACAGAAAUAACGGAGUAGUGGAUAAAUGUAUAUUUACUUAUCAAGCCUGACUUGGAAGAGAAACCAGUGGAUGUGUAGAAACAAAUUUAUCUCCCAUUGAAUAUCACAUUCCCAUGCUAUUUUUUUACAGAAAUAUUAUAUCAAAACAUAUUUUUGCACUUUAACCUGAUUAUUUACAUUUAUCUCUUGAUGUCUUAAAUUUAUUUUCAAAAUGAAUAAUCGUUUUAAAUAAACAUUUUAGCGUAAAUUGAUGGCCACGUGUGCAAGUUUGUGUGAAGUCAAAUAAUAUUCUAUUUGUUAAGAAGUUAGUUAAGAUGGUCACAAGAAGCUACAUUUAGAUCAAUCCACCAUGGUUUGAAACUCACAACAAUGAAAAUGACAGUAAUGAGUAAUGAGAGGUCUCAUUUACAGUACAGUGUAUAUUAUUAUUAAAAGUGAAUAUAUGCGCAAAACUCAAAAAUAGUGUGUACUUAAAGAUGAUCUGUUUGAUGAAAGCAUUUAUCCACCUGCAAACAUCGCUUUCAUUACAGAUUCCAUCUAGAAAUUUGAACAUGUAGAUAAGCUUCAUCUUCUGCCCAACAUGGAAGUCAUUGUCACUUUGCCUUGAGGUUAGGGAAUGAAUCUUGAGUAAACAGCUAUCUUGGAUGCUGGAGGUGCUCUAUCUGGGAACUCCAUUGUCCUACUGAAGAUUUAAAUAUCCACAUGUUGAGACUGACGAUUGAUUUUGUAAUCAUACCAUCAGAUCUGUAGCUGUAUGUCCUGGACAUGGGUGAAAAGAUCGGAGCUGCCAACUAAUCACCACCUAGUGGUGAACUGGAUCAUGUGACAGAAGGAAAUUAGUUACUAGAAGCCCAGUGUACCCAAAUGCAGACACCGUAGCAUUCUGAAAGAGGCUGUGGGCACUGAGUCAGAGUGGACCAUAUUCUGUGCAUUUACUAUUGAGGAAGCUGUUGUGGCCUCGACAAUAGAGGGGGUUUCAGCUGGAAGGUCAUUGGUGCUAGUGGUAAUUCCUGGACCAGAUGGUGGACACCAGAGCCUGAAGGAGGAUACCCGUUGAGCUUGGUUAAUCUGCGGGUUUCCAGAGGCAGCUGGCAGGCCAAGAGGACUUGGCUUUGGCAGUAGAUGAAGCAAAAACUUCUGUGUGGGAGUUUGGUGAGACCAUCGAGCAAGACUUUCAGUUAAGACUUUUCCACACCAGAUGCGUAACAUCUAUGCAAAUAUUUUGUGUGUUAAAAUUUUCUCAAACCAACAACAUGAUUUUGCUGGAGGAAUUUUCAAAAGGAAAUUUUUUAACCAAGCUCGUGUUUUUGGAUCUGAAUAACCAGUUCUGACCAAUCAACCACUGCUUUUGGCAACAAGUGUGCUUGUAGAUAAAAACACGCACUCAUGCUGAAUAUACAGUGAUAUGGAAAUAAUAAAAUACUACUAUUUUACCUCAGACAGACUGCUAAACACUGCUCCAGGUCAAUAAACUCUCUGAAAUUAUUUCUCUGCCUCCUCAGAUGUUGUGCCAACUCUGUCAACAGGAGCUCGAACUGCACCCCUGAAAUAUACACGAGCAUGGUAGUAGUGACACAGAUUCAACUCCUAGAAACCAUGAAAUUCUCCCUUGUGCUGCAGGAAUAGAUGGGUGAAUGAAUGAACCCAGAACCUCAGUUUCUUUUUUUCUUGUUUAGAAACAUCAGGACCAGCUCAUCAUCACUUGAUGUUGACGUCAUUAUUUUCAAUGUGCAUUUUUUAGGACAAAAUUUCCACAAAAAUACAACAUGUUGAGCGCAUACAUACAAUACACAAGACGUCUGCAGAAUCUGGAGCUGGGGGGAAGACUUGUCCAUUACUGGAGGUGAGGUCACUGAUGUAGUUAAACAAGUCCUGAGUUUUUGGGUCCCUGGGCAUGGAUGAGAUUCACCACAAAUUCCUUAAGGCUGUCCAAGUUGACAUGUCUCUACCACAUUGCAUGGAGGUCUGGGAUGGGCUCUCUCCAUGUCAGACUGGGGUGCUAGUUCCCUUUUUAAGAAGGUGGAUCAGAGGAUGUUCUUCAUCUGCAGGGAAAUCAUACUUCUCAGCAUCUCCAGAAAAGUCUAUGGAGGAGACCCAAGGAGGGGAGAUCCUGUCCGUUAGUCAAAUCUCAGGUUCAGGUUGAUUUUCCUCCUGGUUACCGCAACAACAAUACAGAGAAAACCCCAACAAUCAGACAAUCCCCUAUUUGGAAGAACUUGGUGACUGUGGGAAGGAAAAACUUAGUUUUAACAGGAAGAAACUUUGGACAGAAGCAGGGCAGCCAUCUGUGACAACUGUUUGAGGUUGAGGGGAGGAAGACAAGAUAAAAGACACUGUCAUGGUCCAGUGUUUUUAGUCUCUUUUGUGGACUAAUGAUUUGUUCUUUUGAAUUUAAGAAAUAUCAUAUUUAAUAUCUAUAUUUCUAGUACUUGGUGAUUGUGUUAGUACCCUUUUGUGUCUAGUCUAUCACAGUCCCAUCUCUGUGUCUUGUCAUCAGCGUCUCCUGUGCCAGUCAGUCAUGGCUCCAUCUUUAUUCACCUUUUUGUCUGGAUUGUAUUUUGUCUGUAUUCUGUCUCUGUCAGGAAACAGUUAUGUCUUGUCUUUUUUGUUGUUGUUCUUGAUAGUACCUUGUCUCAUGUGCAUUAUGUUCAGUUUUGCUUCCCCUGUCUCAUUAUGUCUAUUUUGUUCCUGCUGUGUUCCCCAGCCGUCUCCACUCCCCUAAUCACCCCUAAUCUAUAUAUUGACCGAGUCACCCUUUGUUCUUCCUCUGCCUUUCAUACCCUCCGCACAUCUGUGUUUGGGUCCUCUAACUUGUCGUAGUCCACCUGUGACAGUACGCUCUGAGCAUCAAUGGACAUAGAAGAUAUACAAUACAAACCUCGACUGCAAUGUUCUAUGGCUGUCUCUUCUUCACUCCAACCUCCAGAGAAGGAACUGAUUUUAAGAGUCAGGCGUACUUGAUUUUAUGACCAAGUACGCCUGCUCUCUGCCGCCACCGCCAUCAGCUUCCCACAUUCGAAAGCUUGGCUCUCGAUGGUGGAAGCUAGAUCGACAGACAGAGACCUGCAGCUUCACUCCGGAAUGGGUAUUUGCUCCGAUGCUGGGUACAACUGUCUGUGCUCUUUUGUCCAAGGUUUCUUGCCUUGAUGCCGAUACACAACGCCCUGGCUGUCCCACCAGGGGUCUGGCUAAAGUUUUGUGUUUGAUGUUUCAUUUAUCUUUCAUGUUUUGCCUUUUGUACCCAGUUAUUGGCCAAAUAAAUAGCUCACUUUUUGUUAAUUUAUCCUGCCUUUGAGUCCACCCGUUACAGACGUGCAAUCAUUCCUAAAUGAUUAAAUGCAAGUGGUGUAUAAAUAUACAGUGAGUGGAAAAGGUGAGUGAAGAAGAAACAUCCAGUGCAUCACAGAAGCCCCCAGAAGCAUUGGAAGAUUCAGGGUCACCUGAUCCAGCCCUAAGUAUAUGCUUUAGCAAAAAGGAAAGUUUGAAGCUUAAUGCUAAAAGUAGAGAAGGUGCCAUUCUCCCGAAUCCUGACGAUAAGACACAACCUGAUUAUUAAAGACCUCAGCAGUGAGCAUAGAAACAGAAGCAUUAUUACCCAGGUCGUAACUGGUAAUGGUACUAUAACAAAAACUGAAGUGUAGACAGAUAAACAUGGACGAUGUUUCAACGUACAAUAGGAUUCCAGUAAUAC
Molecule: messenger RNA, 4982 nt
Organism: Haplochromis burtoni (Burton's mouthbrooder)
Lineage: Eukaryota; Metazoa; Chordata; Actinopteri; Cichliformes; Cichlidae
Gene: osr1
Product: odd-skipped related transcription factor 1
Exons: 3
Coding region: 339-1148 (269 amino acids)
Biological process (GO): embryo development; regulation of transcription by RNA polymerase II; urogenital system development
Cellular component (GO): nucleus
Molecular function (GO): DNA-binding transcription factor activity, RNA polymerase II-specific; RNA polymerase II transcription regulatory region sequence-specific DNA binding
Source: RefSeq, a predicted model, not a curated record